Molecule: messenger RNA, 1284 nt
Organism: Manihot esculenta (cassava)
Lineage: Eukaryota; Viridiplantae; Streptophyta; Magnoliopsida; Malpighiales; Euphorbiaceae
Product: probable ribose-5-phosphate isomerase 2
Exons: 1
Coding region: 235-1032 (265 amino acids)
Biological process (GO): pentose-phosphate shunt, non-oxidative branch
Molecular function (GO): ribose-5-phosphate isomerase activity
Source: RefSeq, a predicted model, not a curated record
CGCUUUCCUUCCUUCCUUCUCUUCUAUAAAGCCACAACCCCAUUCCUUCGUCUCCCCUGCACACAAAGCCUAUCUUUCCCUCCAUCUCUCUCUUUUUCUAUCUCCUUCUCUAAUCUCUGCUCUCUACCACACAUAAAGCCCCUUGUGACGUUCUCCCUCUCUUUCCUUCCACCUGUUUCUUCUUCUUCUUCUUUCCCCCCUUGUUAUUUAUUCAUUUGUUUCAGAGGAAAGAAAAUGGCUAUCCCUUGUCCUCCUCUUCUUGGAUCAGAGCUGCCCAUGGAGGGAGGCCCUUUGUCUCCUCUCUCCUCACCACCCCAAGUAGUCCUCACCCAAGACGAGCUCAAAAAGAUUGCAGCUUACAAAGCCGUCGAGUUUGUCCAGUCUGGCAUGGUUAUUGGCCUCGGCACUGGCUCCACCGCCAAGCACGCCGUUGACCGUAUUGCUGAUCUCUUACGCCAAGGCAAAUUGAACAACAUUAUUGGCAUACCCACUUCCAAAAAGACCCACCAACAAGCUUUAUCUCUUGGCAUUCCUUUGUCUGAUCUUGAUUCCCACCCCAUCGUCGAUUUAGCUAUCGACGGUGCCGAUGAAGUGGACGGCGAUCUCAAUUUGGUCAAGGGUCGAGGUGGGUCUUUACUCAGAGAGAAAAUGAUUGAAAGUGCAUGCAAGAAGUUUGUAGUUAUUGUAGACGAGUCCAAAUUGAUACCUCAUAUAGGAGCAAGUGGAGCAAUGCCGGUUGAAAUUGUGCCUUUCUGUUGGAAAUUCACGCAAGAAAGGCUUCAACAGCUGUUUGAUUACGCAGGUUGCAUGGCCAAGUUGAGGACUAAUGGCGACGAAAAUGGUGAGCCAUUUGUUACUGAUAAUGGGAACUACAUUAUAGACUUGUAUUUUAAAAAGGAUAUUGGUGAUUUAAAGGCUUCUAGCGAUGCUAUUCUGAGGCUAGCUGGGGUUGUGGAACAUGGAAUGUUUCUUGGUAUGGCAACUACUGUUAUUGUUGCAGGUGAGCUUGGAGUCACCAUCAAGAACAAGUAGAUUGAGAUGGGUAUUUAACAAUACACUAAAAAAAAGCAUUGAUUACUAAUCAAAUUGGGAGACUUUUGACUGGUUAUUGUAACAGUAUUGACAUCUAUUAUGAGGAGAUAUUUUCCAUAGUUUUUGGUCAGAAAAUUUUAGCAAGAACAUCAGGAGCUUUUAGAAUUCUGUUGGUGGCUGAAUAGUCAGCUUAAGGCGAGUCAGCCGCCAUGUAUCCUCUUCUUUUCAAUAUAAAAUUUAGCUUCUGUUUAA